GGUCUUUUCCCGCCAGCUUGCGGAAGAUUGGAGUUCUUGGAAAGACUACGAAAAAGAUCGGUUUCUACUGCAGUUUCUGAGGUUGUGGGCGGGAGAAUGCAGAAUCGUCGCUCAUGUCCCAGAUUAGGGAAAGGUUUUUCUCUGUCCCAAGUCAAAUCGCGAUCUGUCUCGGGUACUAAAGCGUUUGAGGCGACUUUAUUUGAUCCUGAGCCUUUCAGUUAAAUAAUGAAAGAUAGCAAGGAGCCAUAUUUUGUGAAAUUUGUAAAAACUCCGGAAAGUUCAGAGUGUUUUCUUCAAGCCCUUGAGUCCAUCAAAGAAUUUCAGUCAGAAGAAUGUCUGAUUCUUGAUAAGGAAGCUGCACUUAGAAUACAAGAGAAUGACAAAUCCCUUUAUAUAUGCGAUCAGUUUAGUGACAUUGUUUUUAAUCAUCUUCAAAAGCUUGGUUGUAGGAUUGUGGGACCACAGGUAGUUAUCUACUGCAUGCAGAAUCAACGAUGUGUUCCAAAGGCUGACCAUCCAGUAUUUAAUAUGACAAUGGCUGAUGUAACAAUAUCUUGUACAAGUCUUCCAAAGGAAACAAGGGAGGAAGUCCAUGAAUAUGUACAGUUGAUGGGUGGUCGUGUAUACAGAGAUCUUAAUGUGUUAGUAACCCACCUUAUAGCUGGAGAAGUUGGAAGCAAGAAAUACUUAGUCGCUGCUAAUUUAAAAAAACCCAUUUUGCUUCCCACUUGGAUAAAAGCACUAUGGGAUAAAUCACAGCACAGUCUUGUUUUCAAAAGGAUCACUAGAUACACAGAUGUAAAUAUGGGAGAGUUUCUGUGUCCUCCAUUUCUUGGCUGUACAAUCUGCGUAACUGGUUUAAGCAGUAUGGAUAGACAAGAAGUCCAGCGUCUCACCACUGAGAAUGGUGGUCAAUAUACAGGGCAACUGAAGAUGAAUGAAUGUACCCACCUUAUUGUUCAAGAACCAAAAGGCCAGAAAUACGAAUGUGCAAAACGGUGGAAUGUUCAUUGUGUAUCCAUGCAGUGGUUUUUUGACAGCAUUGAAAAGAGAUUUUGCCAGGAUGAAUCAAUGUAUUUGAUAGUUCCUAGCACAAACCAAGAUAGCGCACCAAGCACUUCAACUCCUACAAGUCAAGCUAGCAAGCCAGACAGUCGAACACUUUCGGAUGUUAGUCAUAUUUCAAAUAUCAACUUAAGUGACAUUAAUGAAACAUCAUGUAGUUCUAUUUUGAAUAGCAGACUGGAUCCUUCGCCUGAUGAUCUGAACAACCUGAAUAUUAGUUCUUUGCAAGCACGUGAGGAUUUACUGGAUGGAUGCCGAAUUUAUCUUUGUGGCUUUAGUGCCAGAAAAUUAGAUAAAAUGAAAAAGCUGAUUAACUCUGGUGGUGCUGUUCGUUUUAAUCAACUAAAUGAAGAUGUGACACAUGUUAUUGUGGGGGAUUGUGAUGAUGAAUUAAAACAAUUUUUGAAGAAGACAGAACGGAGUAACAGGCCACAUGCUGUGACAGUACAAUGGAUUUUGGAAUGCUUUAGAAAAGGUUAUUUAAUACCUGAAGAGCAAUAUGCCCCUGCAAGUUAUCAACAAGCGAAUAUUCCAUCUUCUGAGGCGCCUUUCAUCUUAAAAAAAAAUAACAUGUUGAAGAAAGAACAUGUGAAUACUGUGGCAGCUGCAGAUAUUGAUGAAGAAUUGCUAUCUCAGUAUGUUACUCAUGAUUCCAAAGUAGUUCAUUUUGAUGACCGCAUUGAAACGGAUCAUACUGUAUUUCAAGAUGGAAAAGAGGUCACAGUUAGUUCGUUGGCAGAGUCUUCUUUAGUUGUUGAAGGAGCCUUAUUCAGUGGAAAGAAGUUUCUGAUUCUUGGUUUUAGUAAAGCAGAUGAAUCUUGCAUUAAAGCUCUGAUUGAAGAGAAUGCUGGGAAGGUUCUGCUCCAGGAAAAAAGAGUAAUUGCUGAUUAUGCUGUUGUUCCUCUUCUGGGAAACAAGGUCGUAUCAACUGUAGAAGAUGUGGUUACAAACACAUGGCUGGUGAUGUGUAUAGAACAACAGACUCUGAUAGAUCCUCAAUCAAGUCCACUUUUCAGCCCAGUGCCAGUGAAGGAAGGAGCCACCCCAUUACAGCAUUUUGUGUUGUCUUUCAGUCAGUUUAGUGGAGCAGAGAGAGAAUCUUUAAUAUGUUUGGCAAGUCAGCUUGGGGCAAGAGUUCAGGAAUUCUUUGUGAGAAGAGCCAACCCAAAGAAAGGAAUGCUUGUCAGCACUCAUCUGGUGCUAAAACAGCCAGAUGGCUCUAAAUAUGAAGCAGCAAAGAAGUGGAAUCUUCCUGCCAUUACUAUGGCUUGGCUAUUGGAGUCUGCUAGGAUGGGAAAAAAGGCUGAUGAAAGCAAAUUCCUGAUUGAGAAUAUAGACAACAAAGAUAAACAAAAGAACUUUACAAAUUCUUCAGAAGAAAUGGAGACAAGUAUUGCACCUACAAAUAUAUCUGAUUAUCCUAGUAAUGUCCUUGAAACUGGAAAGGUAACAACAGUGACACCCCUGGAUGUGAAUCGUUUCCAAAGUAAAGCUUUCCAAAGUGUUAUUUCACAGCAUAUUGGUAAAAAUUCUAGCCCUCCAAUUGGAAGCAAAGUAGUACAGAAGGAACCCUCUCUGCAUCUGGACACACCAUCUAAAUUUUUAUCGAAAGACAAGCUCUUUAAACCUUCUUUUGAUGUCAAGGAUGCUUUGGCAGUUUUGGAAACUCCAGAUGCUCCUAACCAAGAAAAUACAAAUCUAAGUACUCCUCUUUCAGAAGUCAUUGGCAGGAAUUUAAAACUAGCUUUGGCCAACAGCACACGUCAAACAGUUGCUAUCACUGCCAGUCCGCAGCUAAGAGCUUCAAGCUGGCAAAUGGAAGAAGAAUCAAAACCUUUAGCGGAUGUUGUCAUAUGUGUGAGUAAGAAGCUCAGUAAAAAGCAGAGUGAAUUGAAUGCUAUUGCUGCAUCUCUUGGAGCUGAGUACAGGUGGUGUUUUGAUGAAACUGUAACACAUUUCAUCUACCAGGGAAGGCAAAAUGAUAACAACCGAGAAUACAAAUCUGCUAAAGAAAGAGGCAUAUAUAUUGUUUCAGAGCAUUGGCUCUUGGAGAGUGCACAAGAAUACAAACGAUUAGCUGAAUCUCUUUAUCCUCAUACAUAUAAUCCUAAAAUGAGUUUGAAUAUUAGUGGUGUGGAAGAUGACAGAUUCUCACAAAGGCUUGAUGCUGCUGGAAAAGAAGGGAAAGGAGACAAAAAUAAGUCACUGAAUGAUAAAGAUACAAAAAAAGUUAUUCUUGAUCAAAUAAAUGAGGUUGAACAAAAGGAGCAUGAACCAAAAGGAGUUUUAACACAGACACUGGAAAUGAGGGCAACCUUUCAGAAGCAACUCCAAGAAAUCAUGACUGCCACAUCAUUAGUAAAGUUGCAAGGACAAAGGAACUCUUUAUCUCGGAAUGGUUUUGAGAAUCCUCCAUCAACUCCAGAUGGACCCCGUUCUGCUCGUAAUUGUCGCAGUAGAAUUUUGGAAGCUUUAAGGCAGUCACAUCAUGGAGCAACUGAUGUCAAUACUGAGCCAUCCCAGAAUGAACAGAUAAUUUGGGAUGAUCCUACGGCAAGAGAGGAGAGAGCAAGGCUUGCCAGCAACCUACAGUGGCCUAAUAGUCCUUCACAGUAUUCAGAACAAAUUCAAACUACCGCAGUGCCCCCAGGAGACCUUUCAGUUAGAAAGUCUUUGAGUGAUACAGAUAUUAUUGAAAUAGGGAUUAAUGAUUCAACGAAAAUUGAUUCAGUAGGGGUCGCAAGUCUUCUAAUUAGAAAUCCAGAAACAUCAAUAAAAGAAGAUCAUCUGAUCCCAACUCCAUUGGCUCCUGCUAUUGCUUUUCCAUUGGCAAAUCCUCCCGUCGCUCCCCAGCCAAAAGGAGAUGUCACUAAAAUUGACCAAAGGGACUAUGAAGAACCAACAAAGAUGCACAGAUUUCAGCUCUCUUCUCUUAAUCCUCAAGAACGAAUUAAUUAUUACCAGCUAAUUGAAGAACUAGGGGGAGUGGUGUUGGAGAAGCAAUGCUUUGAUUCGAGCUGUACACACACAAUUGUGGGACAGCCUCUUCGCAAUGAGAAAUUCUUGGCUUCAAUGGCAGCAGGAAAAUGGGUGCUUCAUCGUUCCUAUUUGGAAGCAUGCAGAGCAGCACACAGCUUUGUAAAGGAGGAAGAUUAUGAGUGGGGAAGUAACUCUAUACUUAGUGUACUGACUGGAAUCAAUGUAGUUCAGAAGAAGUUAGCAGUUGCAGCAAUGAGAUGGAGAAAGACAAUACAACGACGGAGAGAGCAAAACAGCUCUGCUGAGGGAGCAUUUGGUGGUUGGAGAGUUAUUUUGAAUGUUGAUCCAGCGAAGGAAUCAGGCUUCAAGCGUCUUCUAGAAUCAGGAGGUGCAAAGGUGUUAUCUGCAUAUUCUCCACCUAUCUUUAGAGAAGUUACUCAUUUUUUUGCUGAUCUUAAUAAACUAAAGCCAGAAGAUUUGAGAAUUAAUAUAAGAGAGGCUACAGCUAAAGGAGUGAAUUGUCUGAAGCCAGAAUACAUUGCUGACUACCUGAUACAGGAACCACCACCUUCAAUGGAAAACUAUCAUUUACCAGAAGCUGCUGCUUAUCUUCAGAAUAGUAAAAUACUUGGAAUUGGGUUGUCUCAAAAACGUAAAGCUGCUGAAGAAAAGCAUACAGCAAAGAGAUCCAGAAUUCACUGAAGCAACUAAUCUGAAAAUAUAAAAUUUCUAUUUGUUUUCCUUUCCAAGAUAAAAGAUACUAAUUUUUGUUAUAUUUUUGUUAUAUUUUUGUGUAUCUUGGAUUUUAAGAAAUAAUAACUGCAACUUUUUCAAAAGUAAACUUCUGCAACUUUUAUUACAGCUUUGGAGGAAUAUGUAUUUAGAUUCGCAUGGUAUUUGAAGUGUACUUUAUUCAGUAAAUGCAUUAAAAAACCUUUAGAUAGAACACACAAGGCCAUCUAAUGUAACUUUUGCCUGCGUUUUGUCUUUUCUUAUUGGUUUCCACAAGACAAUUUUAUAAUGUUAUAUAAUAUAUAACAUUUAUAUAGGUUGCUAUACCAGCUUAUAUUAGGAAAGGACAUAGCCCCAUUGAAGUUUUUCCCGCUUUUAUAGUUCAUCUUUUCUAAAAACAUGCGCAUUAGCAGUUUCAAUGGAGAGAAUGGUUACGCAUCUCUAAAAAGAUAGAACAUUAUCUUCCAGACCAAAGGUCAUCUGAUUUUUAAAAUUAAAUAGAAUUCAGACUUGCCUAACCAAAAUUUCAGACUUUAUUUUGUUUCCAAAUAACUUGCUUAUUAACUAGGAUUUAAUUUAUAUAACGCUCUAAUUUUGACAUGUUUAAAGUAUUCUCCCAGUUCUUUCAAUUGUUAAAUCAAUGUUUUAAUAGCAGUAUCAAGGAAUCUAUAUGCAGCAAGUAUCAGCCACAUCUGAAACAGUUUAUUUAAAUUGGCCUUCUGUUCAUUUAUAUCAUUAGCAGUAGUGGGAAUAGCAAGAUUUUAAGUAACAGCUACUUUGCAGAAAUGAAGGAGAGAUCAUUCACUGUCUCCUUACAAAAUUCUAUUGGGUUUUCACUUUUCAAAAAUGAUUUCAAAAAAGUGCAAAUGAGAAAAAAACAAUAUUUGGAGACUUGGAAAUUAAGAUUUAGAUUAUAUUCUUUAAUAGUAAAAGUAAAACUCAACCUGAUGUUUGCUAUUUGUUUUUAAAGAAACUACCUUGUGUCUACAGUAAAUAAAAAACAAACAGAUUUGAUGUAAUAUUGAAUAGUUCCUAAUAGAUACAAGGACCUUUUCUCAGGCAAUAUAACCGAUGAAGAUAACACUACUUUUGUAU
Ahaetulla prasina is the source of this 5871-nucleotide messenger RNA. RefSeq names its product DNA topoisomerase II binding protein 1 (gene TOPBP1). Lineage: Eukaryota; Metazoa; Chordata; Lepidosauria; Squamata; Colubridae. Gene Ontology annotation, biological process: DNA replication initiation; mitotic G2 DNA damage checkpoint signaling; mitotic DNA replication checkpoint signaling. The coding region runs from base 226 to 4746 and encodes 1506 amino acids. The transcript has 29 exons. The record is from RefSeq and is a predicted model, not a curated record.